UAUCUCAGAUUUCUGUGUGGAAAUAACAGUCACAUAGCGUAAUGGCUAUGGAUGAAGGCAACGACGAUUUAAAUAAGGGAAUUUACGUUUCCUCACGAGGAUUUGACGCAGGAGCAUCACAGAAAGGUAAUGGUACUGCUGCUACCAAUGGAGAAGACACAUCUAAGGAUGGUGAUGAUGCCAGCAAGGACCAUGCGCAGAUCUCUCUCCUUACGAUGUUCCGCUAUGCGACGCAACUGGAUGUUCUCUUGAUAGUAAUCGGGUCUUUGUGGUCGGCUGCCCAUGGAGCAGGCUGGCCAGUCUUGGCCGUGGUGUUCGGUGCCAUGACGGACACUUUCAUCGACGUCGGAGACUUUAAUAUAACCAAUGACAGCAUCCCGGAUGGCGCGCUCACUGCUGAAGACUUCCAAACGCAAAUGAACCAGUACGCUCUGUACUACGUCUACAUCGGACUGGGAAUGUUUGUUGCAUCAUACUUUCAGGUAAUCUGA
Messenger RNA from Priapulus caudatus, 491 nucleotides. Its product is annotated as multidrug resistance protein 1-like. The record is from RefSeq and is a predicted model, not a curated record. The coding region runs from base 42 to 491 and encodes 149 amino acids. Gene Ontology annotation, cellular component: membrane. NCBI's taxonomy places the organism in Eukaryota, Metazoa, Priapulida, Priapulimorpha, Priapulimorphida, Priapulidae. The transcript is spliced from 4 exons. Gene Ontology annotation, molecular function: ATP binding.